This is a messenger RNA of Cuscuta europaea, 1773 nucleotides long. The record is from the annotation of a GenBank genome assembly. Lineage: Eukaryota; Viridiplantae; Streptophyta; Magnoliopsida; Solanales; Convolvulaceae.
GAUUGAUGCUGCCUGGUUGAGUAAAAAAACUGAAUUAACAUCAUCAAUACUCCGUACAAUUUUCACUUAUCAAUCAUGGUUGCCUAAUAAAUCUUGAGUUUCGUUCUCCUGCAAAGCCUUUCACCCGACAGACUGAGAUAAUUUGAUACUUGGCGCUGGAAGGAGAGCAAGAGAGAUGGAGAGGGUGAAAAAAAAAUUGGGUAAAUAUGAACUUGGCAGAACCAUUGGAGAAGGAACUUUUGCUAAAGUUAAGUUUGCCCAGAACACGGAGACAGGUGAAAGCGUUGCAAUUAAAGUUUUAGCCAAGAGCACCAUUCUUAAGCACCAAUUGGUUGAACAGAUCAAAAGAGAGAUAUCUAUAAUGAAGAUUCUCAGGCAUCCUUGCAUUGUUAAGCUCCAUGAGGUUUUAUCUAGCCAGACAAAACUAUAUUUUGUUUUGGAAUUUGUAUCUGGAGGAGUACUAUUUGACAAGAUUGUUCAUCAAGGCAGACUUUGUGAGGAUGAGGCGCGGCGCUACUUCCAACAACUUAUUGAUGCAGUUGCACAUUGUCAUAGUAAGGGUGUAUACCACCGUGACCUUAAGCCAGAGAAUCUGCUUCUUGAUUCCAUCGGGAACCUGAAGGUCUCUGAUUUUGGAUUGAGUGCAUUACCUAUGCAAGGAGUUGAACUUCUUCAUACCACUUGUGGAACUCCAAACUAUGUUGCUCCUGAGGUGCUAGGCCAACGUGGCUAUGAUGGAGCUGCUGCUGAUGUGUGGUCAUGUGGAGUCAUCCUUUACGUUUUAUUGGCGGGAUCUCUACCCUUUGACGAGGCACAGAUUCUACCAUUAUAUCGAAAGUUAAUUGCAGCAGAAUUUGUCUUUCCGUUUUGGUUCACUCCUGGUGCAAUAUCAUUGAUACAGAAAAUACUUGAUCCCAACCCUAAGACUCGCAUUAAAAUUGAAGGGAUCAGAAAAGAUCAAUGGUUUCAGAAGAAUUAUUUGCCUAUCCAAGGUAGGAAGGAUGAAAAAGAGACUGUGGGUGAUGUCUGUGCUGUGCUUUAUGGCAGCGAGCAUGAAGUUGUAACUGAGCAGUGUCAAAGUACUACCAAUGGCCCUUUCGUUAUGAACGCCUUUGAAAUGAUUGCUUUAUCUCAAGGGUUGAACCUGUCGCCAUUGUUUGACAGGUGCCAGGAUUUUGUCAAGCGGCAAACCCGUUUUGUAUCACGUGAGCCUGCGAAAGUUAUCAUUUGUGCGAUCGAAGCAGCGGCAAGAUCCAUGGGACUAAAGUUCCAUUCAUCUAACUACAAGACUCGGAUGGAAGGUGUAUCUGGGAACAGGGGCAAGUUUGCUAUUGCAUUAGAGGUUUUCCAAGUCGCCCCAUCUCUGCAUAUAGUGGAUGUCCGUAAGGCAGCUGGGGACACGCUUGAAUAUCACCGGUUCUACAAGAACUUCUGUGAAAAGAUUGACCAUGUUAUUUGGAAAUCAACGGAGGGGGUGGCAAAUGCUGCUCCGCUACUAUGAAACUAUCUGUUCUCAUUCCAAGGCAUGAAGGGAAUCAGUUGAUAUUACAACACAACAAAAUCCAACCCAUACUUUGGACACAAAUAAUGCCAUAAUGUUCCUGGUUGAGGAAUGAAUUGAUAUGUGGCAGUACUAUAUGUGUGUAUUGACAUGCUUCAUAGCAACACUCCCCAACAUUAAUAUAGAGGAAGAAAAUACUACUCUAACUAAUGUCAAGAUGUUAACUAAUUGUCAUCUUAGCAACACUCCCCAACAUUAAUAUAGAGAUAGUA